CCCGCCCGCCAAGUUGUCCGAGGGGCCGCGGAAGAAGCAGGCGAAGUUGGCGUCGCGGGGGCCGCGCUGCUGGCGGGUUGGGCGCCGGCCAUGGCGUUCCGCAGGCGGGCCAAAAGCCACCCGCUCUUCAGCCAGGAGUUCCUCAUCCACAACCACGCCGACGUGGGCUUCUGCCUGGUGCUCUGCGUCCUCGUCGCGCUCAUGUUCGAGGUCACAGCCAAGACUGCCUUCUUGUUCAUCUUACCUCAGUAUAACGUCAGUGUGCCUACAGCAGAUGGUGAAAUUGUUCUUUAUCACUACGGGCUGAAGGAUUUGGUCACAAUCCUCUUCUACAUCUUCAUAGCAAUAAUUCUGCAUGCUGUGGUGCAGGAGUAUGCUUUGGACAAAAUCAACCGGAGGCUCCACCUUUCCAAGAUCAAGCACAGCAAGUUCAAUGAGUCUGGGCAGCUGGUAGCGUUUCAUAUUGCCUCCAUGGCCUGGUGCCUAUAUGUACUGGCAACGGAAGGAUACUUAUCAAACCCCAAGAGUCUGUGGGAGAACUACCCUCAUGUUCAUCUCCCGUUCCAGGUCAAGUUUUUCUACCUUUGCCAGCUGUCCUACUGGCUGCAUGCACUGCCUGAACUAUAUUUCCAAAAGGUGCGGAAGGAAGAGAUUCCUCGUCAGCUGCAAUAUAUCAGCCUCUAUCUAGUGCAUAUAGCUGGAGCAUACCUCUUAAACCUCACACGCCUGGGACUCAUCCUGUUGCUGCUGCAGUACGUAGCUGAAUUCCUUUUCCAUAUGGCUCGCCUGUUCUACUUCACAGAUGAAAACAACGAGAAGCUGUUUAAUGCUUGGGCAGUGGUGUUUGUCGUUUCCCGGCUCUUCACCCUCACCCUAUCCGUGCUGGUCAUUGGCUUUGGGCUGGCUCGAGUGGAGAACCAGGCGUUUGACCCCGAGAAAGGAAACUUCAACACUUUACUUUUCAGGAUGUGCGUCCUGCUUCUGGUGUGCUUCUCACAGGCCUGGAUGAUGUGGCGCUUCAUCCACUUUCAGCUGCGGCGCUGGCGGGAGUACUGGAAUGAGCAGAGCGCUAGGAAAAAAGCCGCUGCGGCUGCGGCCGCCACCCAUGGCAAGCAGCAGCUGAAGACCAUAAAAAGGGAGUCAGGCUACCAUGAAAACGGAGUGGUGAAAGCAGAAAAUGGUACGUCGCCGCGGACCAAGAAAAUCAAGUCUCCCUAGAGCCAAAGCACAGUCUUCAAGGAAUCUUGGAGGAGGAAAUGGAAAAUGCGAGACUAAGGACUCUGGGAAUAAGAAGCAGCUUGUGUCUUCACCAAGCCCGGUUUCAAACGGCUUGACUCAACGUACCACCGAAAAGCUCUUUCCCCCCCUCUCUCUGCCUCCAGACAGUUUGCAGUAACCAAAAAGCCCCUCUCCAUCCGCAGCGGGGCUUCAGAACACCAAACCCCUUCCUCAGCCAGUGUAUUUUCUUUUUGCUCAUUUUAAUCUGUCCUCCAAUGUAUUCUUGCUGCUUUUCCUGCACCCAUAGAUGUUUUUGUAAACGAUUAUUCCUUGGAAUCCCAUUCCCUUAGUAUCACCCACCUCACUCUCGCCGGAGCUCGUGGUUUGGAGAGGUGGCGUCUGUAGGACAUGAUUUGCUUCGUUGCCGGGACAAUAGAACAUUUGGCUAGUAUGUGGAGGUUUGUCCCCUUCAGACAAUGCACUCUUGCACAGCGAGUUUGUGGGAAAUGGCAUUGGAGGGGGAAAUGGAGCAAACCUCUAAGGUCCCUUCUCUGCCUGCAUUUCCUAAUUCUGUUACAUAUCUAGUAAUCUUAGCAGAGCGUUUAGAAUGUGCCAGGCCUUCACAACAAGAUGGCGAAGUGCACAAACAUAAUUUAGUAUGUAUGUAACUUUUGGGUUGUGCUAUGACUAUUCGCAGAGACUGAAAUUUUAGCCAGCUGCAUUCUGGAGAAGGGGACAGAUGCACGCAGUUUCUCUCCAAUACUGCUUCCUCUUAGCCGAAAAUAGAAUUUACUGCAUUCUCCUGAAACACCAACAAAUAGACCUGCUGGCCUGGCAGCUUGGUAUGUGUCAGACAUGCUUUGCAUCUCCCCAGGCCUUGAGAAUCAUCCUCAGCCGACUGUGCCUUAGUCCAGGGAGAAGAUUCACUGCUCACUGAAAUAGCAGAUCAGGGCAGACGUCUGUGGGUGGUCUGUGACCUCCUUACUUAACAAGCGGACAGUUUCCUCAUGCCUUUGUUUCCUCUGCAGCAAGUUUCCUUCAUGAAGUGUUGGUGUAAUCUUUAUUACUGGGUCUGUCAUGUUCAAGUGGUCCAUCCAUACCAACAUAGGACAGCAAUAUUAUUGCCUGUACAGCAUAUUCAGUGCAAGUUUGCUCCGAAGUAAGCCUCUUGUUCUUCCCUAGCGAGUGUCUUUAGGAUGGCAACCGUAGCCUUCUGUUUUUCAGGCGUCCCCACCCCCCUACUUUUUCACAAGUUUUGUCCAAGGGGAUCUGAACCCAUUUCCACUCUGGCUGCUCUUUGCAGCUCCUGAGAAUGGUGUUCUUCUAAGGCUACAUAGGUUUCUUCCACACAGAAUGCUGUACAGUUCCUAACCUUUAAUACGUGGGUGUAUUAUGAAUGCGGUGAGAGGAAAUCUCUCUCAUGGGUGAAACUGCUUUCCAUCUACUGUCACCUAUUCUCAAAGCUGGUGGGGGCACUCAGUGUACAGUCUACCUCGGGGGCCACCCUUCUCUAACUGCUACAUUUCCUCUUUUUGUUGAAGUGGAACUAACAGUGAGAAGCAUAUUCUGGGAGAGGGAAUAGGUCCUUCACCCAAGAAGAACUGACAGCUUCUUUGUACUGCUACCCUUUUUGGUUUUCAGGGAACGGUACCCGCUGUCCUCCUUAGUGCAGUUGUGUCUGCCUCAGUCGCCAGGGUUUUGGGACUUGCCUUUGCCCCCAGUGCAACUGGAUCACCUUGCACGUGUUUUAAGAACAUAAGAGCAUCUUAUGCCCUAUAGCCCUGUGGUCCAUUGAGUCCAGCAUUCUCAGCCAGGUGCCCCUGGGAAGCCUGCAAGCAGGACUGGAGCCCAGCUGCCGUUUCCAGCAAGUGCUACGUAGAAACCUCGUGCCUCAGACACUGGGGGCUUGAAGCGUCCAUUCUCCUGUGCCAUAAAUGGUGGUGGAUGUUCCCCUGUGCCAUUCUCUGCUGCAUUCUUGAUCCCAACAGCAUUUCCUCCCGAUUUAUGCAUGCUAAGGAGGCUUCUGCAAAGGGUUGACACCGGCUAGGGAGUGGCAGCUUGUUCAGCAGCCCUUCACAGCGAGCGAGUGACCGGGUGGUUCUUCGCCGCGUUCAAGCCACCAGAUGCCUGGUUUAUUAUUUUAAAUAUUUCCCGCCCCC
Podarcis raffonei (Aeolian wall lizard) is the source of this 3377-nucleotide messenger RNA. It is a transcript of the gene TRAM2, whose product is annotated as translocation associated membrane protein 2. The record is from RefSeq and is a predicted model, not a curated record. The transcript is spliced from 11 exons. Gene Ontology annotation, cellular component: endoplasmic reticulum membrane. Gene Ontology annotation, biological process: protein insertion into ER membrane; SRP-dependent cotranslational protein targeting to membrane, translocation. Lineage: Eukaryota; Metazoa; Chordata; Lepidosauria; Squamata; Lacertidae. The coding region runs from base 91 to 1218 and encodes 375 amino acids.